Messenger RNA from Penicillium soppii, 240 nucleotides. RefSeq lists its product as uncharacterized. Lineage: Eukaryota; Fungi; Ascomycota; Eurotiomycetes; Eurotiales; Aspergillaceae. The record is from RefSeq and is a predicted model, not a curated record. The transcript has a single exon. Bases 1 to 240 code for a protein of 79 amino acids.
AUGACAUCCAGUGAAAUAGAUGGAACAUUUUUCAAGUAUGCGUCAAUCCUUGUUGCAUUCGCAGUCGUCCUAUAUGCAAUCCUCCUUGGCUUGCUGACCACCUCGACCUUCCAAUCAAAUGUCGCUUAUCUUCACACCAUCCAGAUGGCAUGGUUCAAGGACCUGAAUGUUCCUGAACCAUUUGGAUUCCUAAAAAGCCAAGUGACCCCUUUCUCUAUCAACACCACAGACGGUGAAUGA